UUGAAGUUGGAAGAAACUUCACUGAUGAGGGGUUUUUAACUCCAACAAAUUUAAACUCUUCUAAUAGUCAACAAAAUGUGUGUGAAACAGCUUCUGUUGUGGAAGAUAGAUGUAAGGUCAUCAGUCUCUCACCAAAUCAACAUUUCUUAGCAACACAUUGACACCUUUUGUGAUAAAAGAUGAUGUAAUAAAAGCAGAGAUAACUUGGACAUUGGCAGUUGUAAAGAAAAAGAUGUCACUCAAUUCAUAUUAAAAAACAUUUAUUAACAACAAAACUCUGAUAUUAAAAACAUUUUCAAAAAAAUGUUUCCUGACAGUGCUAUAGCCACACAAUUUCAAUUGGGUCCAGAUAAAGCUUCCUAUAUAAUAAAUUAUGGCAUAGCCCAUUAUUUCAGAGAAAAAUUGAUUGAUGAUGUUACAAGUUGUGAUAAUAUUACUAUCUCCUUUGACGAAUCACUAAACAAAGUUGCUCAAGGAACUCAAAUAGAUCUUGUGAUAAAAUACUGGGACAAGAGUAAAGAUAAGGUUAUGACCAGAUAUUUAAAUAGUGUCUUUGUGGAUCAUAGUACAGCAGAUGAUCUUCUCUCUGCAUUUCUCAAUGGCCUUUCAGACAUUCAUCUUGAUCUAGCAAAAACUCUUCAUAUCUGUAUGGACAGACCAAAUGAAAACAUAAGUUUUUUGAAUAAAUUAGAAGAUCAAAUGGAGACACAGAAUGUUGGUAAAUCAUUUGUGAGAAUGGAACAUGUAGUUUACAUGUAGUCCAUGGUGCUGUAAAAGCUGGUUUUAAAGUAGUAGAUUAGUAGAUUGAAAUUUGUUACCACUGCUAUGGAAUUUGUACUAUUUUCUAAAAGACUUACCCACUCAGCAUGCUGAAGCAGAUUAUUUCCCAAAAAGUUUGGUUCAACAAGAUAGUUGAAGAAUGAAGAGUGCUUAGAACGUGCAGCAGAAUAUCUGUGAAUCUGUGAAGACAUACAUAAAAAAAACAGUACAAAGUUGAAAGACAGUAAGGUGGCUACAUUCUUGAGGCAGGCACUCAAUGAUUCCUUUAUUAAAGUUAAACUUUUAUUUUUUCAGUCAAUAUGUACACAAAGUGAGAGCUUUCUCACCCAAUUUCAGAGCAACAAACCUCUUGCACCCUAUCUUUAUAAAGCAGUUGUUCAAUUAUUAAUGAACCUGAUGAGAAAGUUUGUGAAAAAUGACAGGGUCACUGACAAGCAGUUUCUAAAAGUUGGUUUAAAUGAUAAUGAAAACUUGGUACAUCUGAAGAAUUUGGAUAUUGGUUUUUGAGCAAAAAAAGGUUUUAAAAGAAUUGAAAGUAAGUGACAAAAAUAUUCUGUGUUUUCUAAGAGAUUGUCGAAAUGUGCUGAAAGUGAUGACACAAAAGAUUAUUGAGAAGGGACCUGUCAAGUACAAAUGUGUGAAGGCUUUGAGCAGAUUAGACCCAGAAAUUAUUAAAAUGCAGUCAAAUGUUGGAAAAUUGUAUUUCAAUGUUUUACUGGAGGUUCUACAUGAUACAAACAGGAUUGAUGAGAAAUGUGCUGUUAAAGCAAAAGAACAGUAUGAUAUACUCUGAAAUAAAGUGUCCAUAAACACUAUUCUACAAAGUUUGAGGACUUCAUAUCUGAAAGGAGUGAUGAUGAUGGUCUGGACAGAUUUUAUUGUGAAAUUAUGAUGGAUGAUAGGCUACUGCAAGAUAUAUGGUCUAUUAUCAAAAUUUCUCUUUCUUUCUCACAUGGGAAUGCAAGUGUUGAGAGUGGUUUCUCAGUUAACAAAUUGCUGUUGAGAGAAAAUCUUAAGGAAGAAAGUUUAAUUGCUCAAUGCUUAGUUUAUGAUCAGUACCAUGCAGUACCAUGCAGGUGGUAUUGAUGAAAUAAUAUAGACCAGAAAAUGUUAACAGUCAGAGGAUCUAGACAGCUAUAUAUUGCAUCUCUGCAACAGAAAAAAUAUUCAGAAGCAGCAGGCAUUGAGGGCUGAAGAAAAAAGAAA
Molecule: messenger RNA, 1986 nt
Organism: Centruroides sculpturatus (bark scorpion)
Lineage: Eukaryota; Metazoa; Arthropoda; Arachnida; Scorpiones; Buthidae
Exons: 1
Coding region: 304-759 (151 amino acids)
Source: RefSeq, a predicted model, not a curated record